AUGGCAAGCGCAGUCCUCUCUCAAAAGCGAGUUCUGGGCGAGAACAACGCUCGUCAGAACAUCACAUCCUCUCCUACUUCAGCGAAAAAACGCAAAGUUGAUGCCAUUCCUUCAUCUCCCGCUACCGCAAGGGUUCCCGGUUCUCAGAAUGACCACCGAUCCAAGAUGGCUGCCAGCCAGCCAAAGAGUGCUUUCGAAUCAGAAGUUCUCGAAAAGCUCAGCCAAGAUUUAUCGGAUAGGAAACGAAAUAAUACCGAGAAAGAUCAAGCAUGGGAUCGACCACCUUUAGUUGACUUCGUACCCGAGCGUGACAGUCUUUGCUUCCAGUCUAUCGAGGCAGAAGAGGGCACAUUACAUGGUGGAAGGGCUACUGUCAAACUGUUUGGUGUGAACGAGGCAGGAAACUCGGUCAUGCUUCACGUCACUGACUUCAAGCACUAUCUCUAUGUCCCUGCCCCAGUCAACUUCCAGCCUCAGGAUUGUGCAGCCUUCAAGGCCUACCUGGAGACACAGGUUGCCCAGCACCAACCUACCAUUCACUCCGUUGCUUUCGCCAUGAGAGAAAACAUCUACGGAUUCCAAGGAAACCAGUCCAAGCCUUACUUGAAGGUCACCGUCACUGACCCCAAGUUCAUCAACAAAGUCCGCACCACUAUUCAGAGCGGCAAUGCCAACUGGAAAGGAAUGUGGAGGAAUGAUGGCGAAGUUCAGACAUUCGACAAUCUCCAAUAUUUGCUGCGAUUCAUGGUUGACUGCAGGGUUCGAGGCAUGUCCUGGGUUGAAGCUCCAGCAAAGACUUACAAGCUCGUCAACGACCACAUCCGCCAAUCGAAUUGUCAGAUCGAAGCUGAAGUUAGCUAUCUUGAUCUCAUCGCGCAUGAGCCGGUCGGCGAAUGGUCGAAAAUGGCGCCAUUACGUAUUCUGUCCUUUGAUAUCGAAUGUGCUGGUCGCAAGGGUAUCUUUCCUGAGGCAAACCACGAUCCUGUUAUCCAGAUCGCCAACAUCGUCACUAAAUAUGGAGAGAAGAAACCCUUCGUCCGAAAUGUUUUUUGUUUGCAGGAGACAGGCUCUAUUGUAGCAACCCAGAUUCUCGAGUACGAAAAGGAGGAGAAGAUGCUUAGCGACUGGCAAAAAUUCCUGAUCAGAGCCGACCCCGAUAUCAUCACUGGUUACAAUAUUUCCAACUUCGAUUUUCCAUACUUGCUCGACCGAGCAAAGCAUCUUAAAGUACCCGGAUUUGAGUACUGGACUCGAAUCCCCAGCAUGCAGUCUAAAGCCAAGGAGACCAACUUUUCCAGCAAGCAGAUGGGUAACAGAGAUACCAAAGCCACCAAUACCAACGGUCGAUUGCAAUUGGAUCUUCUUCAGCUGAUUCAGCGCGACCACCACCUUCGAAGUUACACUCUGAACUCUGUUUGUGCCAAUUUCUUGGGCGAGCAGAAGGAAGAUGUGCACCACACCAUGAUCACCGAACUCUUCAACGGUACCCCUGAGUCUCGAAGACGUCUCGCUCUGUACUGUUUGAAAGAUGCAUACCUUCCGCAGAGACUGAUGGACAAGCUGUCAUGUUUGGAAAACUACACUGAGAUGGCAAGAGUCACAGGUGUACCCUUUAAUUUCUUGCUCUCCCGAGGUCAACAAAUCAAGUUCAUCAGCCAACUGUUCCGAAAAGCACUGGAGCAGAAGCUCGUUAUCCCCAACCUCAAGUCAGAAGCUUCUGAUGAACAGUACGAAGGUGCCACGGUCAUUGAACCUACUCGAGGUUACUACGAUGUUCCAAUCGCCACGCUGGAUUUCGCAUCUCUGUAUCCCAGUAUUAUGCAGGCACACAACCUUUGUUACACCACGCUAGUCAGCAAGAAGGCCAUCGAAGCUUUCAAUCUCCAAAAGGAUGAGGACUACAUCGUUACUCCAAAUGGCGAUACUUUUGUGACAACUAAGCAACGCAAGGGCUUACUGGCGCAGAUUCUCGAGGAAUUGCUAGCUGCACGUAAACAGGCCAAACGUGAACUGGCCGUUGAGACAGACCCUUUCAAGAAGGCUGUGCUGAAUGGUCGACAACUGGCUUUGAAGGUCAGCGCAAACAGUGUUUACGGUCUGACAGGUGCAACGACAGGAAAGCUUCCUUGUCUUGAAAUUGCCAGUAGUACAACGAGUUUUGGCCGAAAGAUGAUUGAAAAGACCAAAGAAGAAGUGGAAAAACGCUACAACAUCGCCAACGGUUACUCACACGAUGCUCAGGUCAUCUACGGUGAUACUGAUUCAGUCAUGAUCAAGUUCGGCACCAAGGACCUCCAGGAAGCCAUGAAGCUCGGUGAGGAAGCAUCAAAGUUCGUGUCGGAAAAGUUCGUGAAGCCGAUCAAGCUUGAAUUCGAAAAAGUGUACUUCCCAUACCUUCUCAUCAACAAGAAGCGUUAUGCGGGUCUCUACUGGACCAAGCCGGAGAAGUAUGACAAGAUGGACACCAAGGGUAUCGAGACGGUACGACGUGACAACUGUCUUUUGGUGCAGACUGUGAUCGAGAAAGUCCUACGAAUGAUCUUAAUUGAUCAAGAUGUCCAAGGCGCACAAGAGUACGUCAAAGAGACGAUUGCAGAUCUGCUGCAAAAUAAGGUCGACAUGUCGAAAUUGGUCAUCACAAAAGCCCUUGCAAAGGAUGAUUAUGCCGCAAAGCAAGCCCACGUCGAGCUGGCACAACGGAUGAAGAAGCGAGAUGCAGGCUCGGCCCCGGGACUCGGUGACCGAGUGGCCUACGUCAUGGUCCGAGGCCCUGCCGGCGCCAAAAACUUCGAGAAGUCGGAGGACCCCAUCUACGUGCUUGAGCACAACGUGCCGAUAGAUACGCGCUACUACCUGGAUAACCAGCUAGCGAAGCCACUCGGCCGUAUCUUUGAACCGAUUCUCGGGGAGACCAAGGCGCGCUCUCUACUCACAGGCGACCACACGCGAGUCAUCUCAGUAGCGGCUCCUACCGUUGGAGGUCUCAUGAAAUUCGCCAAGAAGACACAGACAUGCAUGGGUUGCAAGAAGCCUCUGACAGGAAAAGAGGAGUCUGAGGGAGCGGUAUGCUCCAAUUGCGCGCCUCGAGUGGGCGAGCUUUACAAGAAGACGCUUGAUCGCGUGUCAGACCUCGAAGUACGCUUCGGGCGACUGUGGACCCAGUGUCAACGCUGCCAGGGUAGUAUGCACUGCGAGGUUAUCUGCAGUAGCAAAGAUUGCCCCAUUUUCUAUAUGCGCAUGAAAGCUAAGAAAGAUCUUGAGGAUGCUGGUCGCGAGCUCACUCGGUUUGAUGCUGACCAGGCGGCCAUAUGGUGA
This is a messenger RNA of Fusarium coffeatum, 3315 nucleotides long. RefSeq lists its product as uncharacterized. Gene Ontology annotation, cellular component: delta DNA polymerase complex. The transcript is spliced from 3 exons. The record is from RefSeq and is a predicted model, not a curated record. The coding region runs from base 1 to 3315 and encodes 1104 amino acids. Gene Ontology annotation, molecular function: DNA binding; nucleotide binding; 3'-5'-DNA exonuclease activity. Gene Ontology annotation, biological process: DNA-templated DNA replication; DNA replication proofreading; base-excision repair, gap-filling. Lineage: Eukaryota; Fungi; Ascomycota; Sordariomycetes; Hypocreales; Nectriaceae.